Molecule: messenger RNA, 6314 nt
Organism: Pistacia vera
Lineage: Eukaryota; Viridiplantae; Streptophyta; Magnoliopsida; Sapindales; Anacardiaceae
Product: ABC transporter A family member 1
Exons: 40
Coding region: 175-5859 (1894 amino acids)
Biological process (GO): lipid transport; transmembrane transport
Cellular component (GO): intracellular membrane-bounded organelle; membrane
Molecular function (GO): ATP binding; ABC-type transporter activity; ATP hydrolysis activity
Source: RefSeq, a predicted model, not a curated record
UUUUUCCAAAUGUUGUGACCCUUUAACGGAAGCUCCGUCGCAUUGCCACGCCACGUCCACCUCCUCUUCCACCUUUCUUCUUCUUUUUCUCAGUGUCUCUCUCUCUAAAACCACAACCGGAAAGCCAAGCUCUCUUCCUCUCUCUAAAACCAGGGUUUCAACUUCAACUUCAGCAUGGGAACUGCGAAGCGGCAGUUGAAUGCCAUGCUUCGCAAGAAUUGGCUUCUCAAAGUUCGUCAUCCUUUUACCACUUCUGCUGAGAUUUUGCUACCAACCAUUGUUAUGUUGUUGUUGAUCGCGGUAAGGACACGAGUUGAUACGCAAAUUCACCCAGCCCAACCGUACAUACGGAAAGAUUUGUUUGUUGAGAUAGGUAAAGGCAUAUCCCCCAAUUUCCAACAAGUUUUGGAGUUAUUGUUGGCCAAGGGAGAGUAUUUGGCUUUUGCACCUGAUACAGAGGAAACAAGGACUAUGAUCAACUUAAUGUCGAUAAAAUUUCCCAAAUUGAAGCUAGUUAGUAGAAUUUACAAAGAUGAACUCCAGCUGGAAAACUACAUACGUUCAGAUCUCUAUGGUGCUUGCGGCGAAGUCAAGAGUUGUUUGAAUCCCAAAAUUAAGGGGGCGGUGGUUUUUCAUGAUCAAGGUCCUCAGUCAUUUGAUUAUAGCAUACGCCUCAACCACACAUGGGCUUUCUCUGGAUUUCCUGAUGUUAAAUCCAUCAUGGACACUAAUGGCCCUUAUCUCAAUGACUUGGAAUUGGGUGUUGAUCCUGUACCGACAAUGCAAUACAGCUUCAGUGGAUUUUUGACUCUUCAGCAGGUGUUAGAUUCAUUCAUAAUUUUUGCUGCCCAGCAAUCUGAAUCUAACAUUCGUGCUAAUGGCAUGGACCCUGCAUCAUCAUACUCAUUAGACACAACUGUGUCUCUCAAGUUGCCUUGGACCCAAUUCAACCCUUCAAAGAUACGAGUAGUUCCAUUUCCAACUCGGAGUUACACUGAUGAUGAGUUCGAGUCCAUUAUUAAGAAUGUCAUGGGAGUAUUGUAUCUGUUAGGAUUUCUGUAUCCAAUUUCUCGCCUGAUCAGCUAUUCAGUGUUUGAGAAGGAACAGAAGAUUAGAGAAGGUCUCUACAUGAUGGGCUUGAAAGAUGGUGUAUUCCAUCUCUCUUGGUUUAUUACAUAUGCUUUGCAGUUUGCAGUUUCAUCUGGGAUCAUAACAGCUUGUACUAUGGGCAGCCUUUUCAAGUACAGUGAUAAGACAGUGGUGUUUGCAUAUUUCUUUUGCUUUGGACUCAGCGCAAUUACACUGUCAUUUUUAAUCUCUACAUUUUUCACACGAUCAAAGACAGCCGUGGCAGUUGGAACCCUCUCUUUUCUUGGGGCCUUCUUUCCUUAUUACACUGUCAAUGAUGAGGCUGUACCCAUGGUAUUGAAGAUCAUUGCAUCUUUUCUGUCACCUACGGCCUUUGCUCUAGGAUCAGUUAACUUUGCAGAUUAUGAGCGUGCUCAUGUUGGACUUCGUUGGAGCAACAUAUGGCGGUCAUCAUCCGGAGUGAAUUUUUUGGUCUGUCUCCUGAUGAUGUUGCUUGACACUUUGCUAUACGUCAUGAUUGGUCUUUAUCUGGACAAGGUCCUUCCGAGGGAAAAUGGAGUGCGAUAUCAAUGGAAUUUCAUAUUCCAAAAGUGUUUCUGGAGAAAGAAAAGUAUUAUUAAGCAUCAUGUAUCUAGUGCAGAAGUUAAAAUUAAUGAUAAGCUUUCCAAGGAAGAGGUGAACUUUGUAAGAAAAGAUAUGUGUGAACCUGUUGUGGAAGCUAUAAGCUUGGACAUGAAGCAACAAGAGCUUGACAGAAGAUGCAUUCAAAUUAGGAACUUGCAUAAGGUUUAUGCUAGUAAAAAGGGGAAUGGUUGCGCUGUUAACUCACUAAAGCUCACCUUAUAUGAAAACCAAAUACUUGCACUUCUAGGACACAAUGGAGCCGGUAAAAGCACAACAAUAUCAAUGCUUGUUGGGCUGCUUCCUCCUACAUCUGGGGAUGCUUUGGUGUUUGGAAAAAAUAUCGUAACAGAUAUGGAUGAGAUACGGAAAGAACUAGGGGUGUGUCCUCAACAUGAUAUUCUAUUCCCAGAGUUGACAGUUAGGGAGCAUUUGGAGAUGUUUGCUAUAUUGAAGGGUGUGAAGGAAGAUAUUUUGGAGAAUGUUGUAACUGAUAUGGUCGAUGAAGUGGGUUUGGCUGAUAAAGUCAACACAGUUGUGAGGGCUCUUUCUGGUGGUAUGAAGAGGAAAUUAUCUCUCGGAAUUGCUUUGAUAGGAGAUAGCAAGGUUGUAAUUCUUGAUGAACCCACUAGUGGAAUGGAUCCAUAUUCAAUGCGCUUGACCUGGCAGUUAAUUAAAAAAAUAAAGAAAGGAAGGAUUAUAUUAUUAACAACUCACUCAAUGGAUGAAGCUGAUGAACUAGGAGAUAGGAUAGCUAUCAUGGCCAAUGGUUCUUUGAAAUGCUGUGGAAGUUCCCUUUUCUUGAAGCAUCAAUAUGGUGUUGGAUAUACUCUUACCUUAGUGAAGUCUGUGCCCACUGCCUCUACAGCUGCUGAUAUUGUUUAUCGUCAUAUUCCAUCAGCAAUGUGUGUGAGUGAGGUUGGAACUGAGAUCACCUUCAAGCUUCCCCUGGCAUCUUCAUCGUCCUUUGAAAAUAUGUUUAGGGAAAUAGAAAGUUGUAUGAGAAGAUCAAAUUCUAAUGUCAAAACACUUGGUGGUGAAGAUAAAAAAAUUUUUGGCAUUGAAAGUUAUGGUAUAUCUGUCACAACGCUGGAGGAAGUAUUUUUAAGAGUUGCGGGUUGUAAUUUUGAUGAAUCUGACUGUACAAACGAGGCAAAUAAUUUUGUUACACCAGAUCUUGUGGCUUCUCAUGCUUCUCACGAACAAUCUUCCAAACAGAUUUCCCUUGCUAAAUUAUCUGGGAAUUAUAAAUGGCUAGUUGGAUUCAUUUUUACUGUAGUGCAGAGAGCUUGUGGUUUGAUUUUUGCCACUAUUGUCAGUUUCUUGAACUUCUUAAGUAUGAAGUGCUGUUCGUGUUGUAUCAUUCCAAGGUCAAUGUUUUGGCAACAUUGUAGAGCAUUAUUUAUAAAGAGGGCUGUAUCUGCUCGUAGGGACCGAAAAACAGUUGUGUUCCAGCUUUUGAUUCCUGUUAUCUUCUUGUUUUUUGGUCUUCUUUUUCUGAAGCUUAAGCCACAUCCUGAUCAGCUGUCAGUGACCUUCACAACUUCAGAGUUUAAUCCUCUGUUAAGUGGUGGUGGUGGUGGUGGUCCUAUUCCUUUUGAUCUAUCCUGGCCUAUUGCAAACGAGGUUUCAAAAUACAUUGAAGGGGGUUGGAUUCAAAGUUUUAAAAACAGUACAUAUAAAUUUCCCAAUUCAGAAAAGGCACUAGCUGAUGCAGUUGAGGCAGCAGGGCCAAUUCUGGGACCAGUUUUACUCUCAAUGAGUGAAUUUCUUAUGUCAAGCUUUAAUCAAUCCUACCAGUCAAGAUAUGGGGCAGUUGUGAUGGAUGAUCAGAAUGGCGAUGGAAGUUUAGGAUUCACUGUACUACAUAACAGUUCUUGUCAGCAUGCAGCUCCAACUUAUAUCAACGUUAUGAAUGCUGCAAUCCUUAGGCUUGCUACUCGUAAUAAAAAUAUGACAAUUCGAACACGCAACCAUCCUCUGCCCAUGACAAAAAGCCAGCGGUUACAACAUCAUGAUCUGGAUGCCUUCUCUGCGGCAAUUAUUGUUAGUAUUGCCUUCUCAUUUGUUCCUGCCUCCUUUGCUGUUUCCAUUGUAAAGGAACGUGAAAUAAAAGCUAAACAUCAACAAUUAAUUAGUGGGGUUUCUGUAUUCUCAUAUUGGACUUCUACAUACAUAUGGGACUUCAUCAGCUUUUUAUUUCCUUCAAGUUUUGCCAUAAUUCUCUUCUACAUAUUUGGUCUUGAUCAGUAUAUUGGAAGGGACUGCCUGUUGCAAACAGUCCUCAUAUUUUUGGAGUAUGGAUUGGCAAUUGCAUCAUCAACAUAUUGCCUGACUUUCUUCUUCUCUGAUCACACAAUGGCUCAGAAUGUAGUUCUCUUGGUCCACUUCUUCACUGGACUAAUUCUCAUGGUUAUCUCGUUUAUUAUGGGGCUCAUACCAACAACAGCAAAUGCAAAUUCUUUUCUCAAGAAUUUCUUCAGAUUGUCACCAGGGUUUUGCUUUGCUGAUGGGCUUGCUUCAUUGGCUCUUUUACGGCAAGGGAUGAAAGUAAAAUCUAGCAAUGGAGUUUUUGAUUGGAAUGUUACUGGUGCCUCCAUUUUUUACCUUGGUUGUGAGAGUGUUUGUUACUUCCUUUUAACACUUGGACUUGAAGUUUUGCCUUCUCACAAAUGGACUCUUGGGAGAAUUAAAGAGUGGUGGAAGCGUACAAGAAAUCUCCAGUGUGAUAAUCCUUCUAGUCAUUUAGAGCCGCUACUAAAAUCUCCUGCAGAAACUGUUGCUGUUGACUUUGAUGAAGAUAUAGAUGUGAAGACAGAAAGAAACAGAGUACUUUCUGGUUCUGUUGAUAAUGCCAUAAUCUACUUGCGUAAUCUUCGAAAGAUUUAUCCUGGAGGAAAUAAUUAUGAUCCAAAAGUAGCUGUUCAUUCAUUGACUUUCUCAGUUCAAGCAGGAGAGUGUUUUGGUUUCUUAGGAACAAAUGGAGCUGGGAAGACUACAACUCUGUCAAUGCUAUCUGGAGAAGAAUACCCAACAGAUGGAACUGCUUUUAUUUUUGGCAAAGACAUAUGUUCAAAUCCCAAGGCUGCCCGUCGGCUUAUUGGUUAUUGCCCCCAAUUUGAUGCUCUAUUGGAAUAUCUGACUGUCAAAGAACAUCUUGAACUUUAUGCGAGGAUAAAAGGAGUGCCAGAUUACAGGAUAGAUGAGGUUGUCAUGGAAAAGUUGGUGGAGUUUGACUUGUUGAAGCAUGCUCACAAACCAUCAUUUACACUAAGUGGGGGCAACAAGCGCAAAUUAUCUGUUGCAAUUGCAAUGAUUGGAGAUCCUCCAAUAGUCUUUCUUGAUGAGCCAUCGACAGGCAUGGAUCCUAUUGCUAAACGAUUUAUGUGGGAAGUAAUAUCUCGUUUAUCGACAAGACAAGGGAAGACAGCUGUGAUUCUUACUACCCACAGUAUGAAUGAAGCUCAAGCUUUGUGCACUCGAAUUGGGAUAAUGGUUGGAGGCCACUUAAGAUGCAUUGGAAGUCCGCAACAUUUGAAAACGAGAUUUGGAAAUUAUCUGGAGCUAGAGGUUAAACCUACUGAGGUCAGUUCCAUGGAUUUAGAAAACUUUUGCCGAGUUAUUCGACAAAGGCUCUUUGAUAUUCCUUCUCAUCCAAGGAGCUUACUGGAUGACCUUGAAGUUUGUAUUGUUGGUCCUGACUCCAUUACAUCAGAAAAUGCUUCAGUGGCAGAGAUUAGCUUGUCAAAAGAAAUGAUAGUUACAAUUGGCCGUUGGCUUGGUAAUGAAGAAAGAACGAAGACUCUUAUAUUUUCAACAUCUGUCUCUGGUGGGUCUUUUGGUGAACAGUUAACAGAGCAGUUGAUUCGGCAUGGUGGUAUACCUUUGCCGAUAUUUUCUGAGUGGUGGUUAGCCAAAGAAAAGUUUUCGGUGAUUGAUUCUUUUAUCCUGUCUUCAUUUCCUGGCUCUACAUUCCACGGAUGCAAUGGGUUGAGUGUCAAAUAUCAGUUGCCAUAUGGAAAAGGCCUCUCGCUUGCUGACGUUUUCGGACACCUAGAACAGAACAGAAAUCGACUGGGAAUAGCAGAGUACAGUAUCAGCCAAUCAACUCUGGAAACCAUAUUUAAUCAUUUUGCUGCAAACUCAUGACAUAUCAACACUUAUAGGUUAAAUUUUUCUGACCCUUGUUAUGUCUUAGGAGGGUUCAAAGAGCGUAUGUUUUUCCCCUAGGCUAGGACACAAAAUAGUUUACAGAAUUACAGGCCCUUUGUAAAUAUGAGAGAUGGGCAAUGUUCAAAUUUAAAAUCUUGGCAUAUUAAAUUGUAAAUUCUCAUUACAUGUGAUAUGCUACAUAUAGAGGAAUUACAAGUGCUCUCAUGACAAUACAAUAGAAAUAGAUGCAGUAGUAUUAUCUUACUCUCAUUUGGUUCGUAAUGUUGAGCCAUAGUUAUCUUAGGCCUUUAGCUACAAUAUGAUUUUGUUAUUUAUAUUUCGAUUCAGAAUUUUCGCAUUUGAGGUCUAUCUUGUAUGCAGUAAUCUGAUUGGUAGUUAGAAUAUAUAAAUGACAAUAUUAUUAUGCAUAACAUGAAUUUAUUUGUUGGAUA